This is a messenger RNA of Syzygium oleosum, 1713 nucleotides long. RefSeq names its product iridoid oxidase-like. The transcript has 3 exons. The record is from RefSeq and is a predicted model, not a curated record. NCBI's taxonomy places the organism in Eukaryota, Viridiplantae, Streptophyta, Magnoliopsida, Myrtales, Myrtaceae. The coding region runs from base 49 to 1572 and encodes 507 amino acids. Gene Ontology annotation, molecular function: iron ion binding; oxidoreductase activity, acting on paired donors, with incorporation or reduction of molecular oxygen; monooxygenase activity.
CAAUAAUCACAUAAGGGCAAGGUGAGCACUAGCUCAAAGCUUAGCCAAAUGGAGUACUGCCCUACUUCGCUCCUUUGGCUCGGCCUCCUCCUUACGGCACUUCUAGUUUUCCUUCUCAGCCGCCGGAAGCGCACCAACCUUCCUCCUCAGCCCCCGGCAUGGCCCAUGAUCGGCAACAUCCUCAACCUCGGGACCAUGCCGCACCAGAACCUCCACAGCUUCCAAGCCGAACACGGGCCGGUCACGUGGUUGAAGCUCGGUUCCGUGAACACCAUGGUGAUCCAAUCGGCUCAGGCUGCCGCGGAGUUCUUCAAGGGCCACGACUUAACAUUCGCGGACCGCAAGUGUCCCCAUGCGUUGACGGCUCUCGAAUAUGACCAAGGCUCACUCGCCGUCGGUUGUUAUGGCGGCUACUGGCGUGCUCUCCGGCGUCUCUGCUCUGCGGAGCUGCUCAUGAACAAGCGCGUCAACGAGACGGCCCACCUUAGGCAGAAGUGCGUCGACAGCAUGAUCAUGCAUAUAGAGGAAGAAAUGGCGGUUAAACAAGUAACAGCAGAGCAAGGAAUCAACUUAUCCCACAUCCUCUUUCUCCUAUCGUUUAAUGUGGUUGGCAACCUGGUGCUCUCGCGGGAUCUGCUGGACCCGAAAUCGAAGGACGGUCCCGAGUUCUUCAACGCCACAAACCGGUUCAUGGAGUGGGCCGGCAAGCCCAACGUGGCCGACUUCUUGCCGUGGUUGAAAUGGUGGGAUCCGCAAAGGAUCAAGGCAAGCAUGGCGAAGGACAUGGGUCGAGCCAUGAAGAUUAUUGAAGGCUUUGUGAAAGAGAGAUUGGAGGAGCGAAAGCUAGGGGGAAAGAUUAGAGCAACGAACGACUUCUUGGAUGCGUUGUUGGAUUAUGAGGGCGAUGGGAAAGAAGGCCCUCGCAAAUUCUCAUUACAGAAUGUCAACAUAAUCGUUCUGGAAAUGUUUAUGGCUGGAUCAGAGACUACAAGCAACACCAUGGAGUGGGCGCUGGCCGAGCUACUCCGCCAACCCGAGUCAAUGAAAAGGGCCAAAGAUGAGCUUGACCAGGUCGUGGGGUUGAACAGAAAGCUCGAAGAAAGUGACACGGAAAAGAUGCCGUUUCUGCAAGCUGUGGUGAAGGAAACCCUAAGAUUGCAUCCAUCAUUACCUUUACUUAUCCCACGAAAUGCCCGAAAGGAAACUAAUUUCAUGGGCUAUGAUAUUCCCAAAGAUACCCAGGUUUUCGUGAAUGCAUGGAGCAUCGGAAGAGACCCAGAUGCUUGGGAGGAGCCAUUGGCAUUCAAGCCAGAGAGGUUCCUGGGAUCUAACAUUGACUUCAAGGGUCAAAACUUCGAGCUAAUUCCGUUCGGAUCGGGCAGAAGAAUGUGCGUCGGACUCGCGUUGGCGCAUAGGGUGCUUCAUCUCGGUCUUGCAACCUUGCUUCACUGUUUCGAUUGGGAACUAGGCGGUGGUCUGACUCCGGCAACCCUGGACAUGAGAGAGCGGGCGGGAUUAUCCGUAAGGAAGCUCCAUCCUUUGAAAGUGUUACUUAAGAAACGUAGUGUGUGAGGUCUUUCGAAUAUCAUGCAUGGUAACUUUACCCUAAGGUUAUUAGCGCUCAUCUUAUUGUGUCAGAUUAAUAAACCUGUCCAAGGAAGACUUCUUAAGAAUGCUGUUGUAACUGCACAAGUAUCUUUGGGCAACUACAAG